Messenger RNA from Coprinopsis cinerea okayama7#130, 1308 nucleotides. RefSeq lists its product as hypothetical. Bases 133 to 1308 code for a protein of 391 amino acids. Gene Ontology annotation, cellular component: membrane. The record is from RefSeq and is a predicted model, not a curated record. The transcript is spliced from 6 exons. NCBI's taxonomy places the organism in Eukaryota, Fungi, Basidiomycota, Agaricomycetes, Agaricales, Psathyrellaceae.
GCCUUGUUUAGAGGUCUCGACGUUUUGACUUCCUGGUUCCAACGCCUUUCGAUACCCAAAAGCCCUUUUACUCGCGGUCUAACGACGCCCUACACGCUCCUUUCCACCCCUUCUUCUUCGCCUUCGCCCACCAUGACCAAAAAUCGAAAAUCGUUCUACGCCCUGCUCGGUAUACCGCCAAAGCACAAGUUGGAUGAGAAGAGCGACUGGGCUUCAAGGACGUUCGACCCUGAACACAAAUACGUCACGUCGCCCAUAUUCCGGAACCCGUUCAUCUUUGGAGGACUACGAAUUAUCGUCGCGCUCUACAUCCUGAUCACGACUAUCAUAUUCUUGGAGGAGUAUGUUAGCCAGGGGAAUGGCGAUAGCUACCUCUCGUACUUUACCAACCUCACCUACAUCGGUCUGUGCGCCUACUUCUUCGCCUCAGGAGUUCAGACGAUAUGCUACGCGCUGCGAUGGAGACGGAAUGGGGCGGGCGCGGGGUACCCCCUCCAGCAAUCGUGGCCUCGCUUCCUACAAGCGCUGCAUGUCAUCCUCUACUCGACGGUCAUCACCUUUCCGUUCAUCGUGACGAUUGUGUAUUGGGCGUUGUUGGGAGGACCGCAUGUGUGGGAGACGACUUGGAGCUCCUGGAACGCCGUCUCAGUGCACAUCCUCAACGCCUUCUUCGCCGCUUGCGAGCUGGUGUUCACGAAUAGCCCGCCUGUCCCGUGGAUCACCCUCCCGGUUACGAUAUUGCUGUUGGGCUCGUAUUUGGGUGUUGCGUAUAUCACGUAUGAGACGCAGGGGUUUUAUACCUACUCCUUCCUCGACCCCUCCGAAGACGGCUCCGGCAAGCUCCUCCCAGCGUAUGUCAUCGGUAUCGCAGUCGGCCAAUGUAUCCUCUUCACGGUCGUACACUUUAUCGCCGUCCUACGACAGAAACUUGCUGCGAAGUAUAAGCGCGUUAUCGUGCUCGAUGAGUCGAGGAAGGCGAAACGGAGGAAGGGCAAGGCUAGAGGUGGGAAGGCUAAGGCGAAGGAUGCCGAGGAGGGGGAGGAGAGAGAGGGAUUGGGUGAGCCGGAAGGACUUGGUGAGGAUGUGGGAGGUGUGGAUGGGGAAGGGAGGCGUUCGAAGGAGGAAGAGGAUGACGAUGAUGCCUAUAUUGAUAUUGAUGAGAAUGAGUGGGAGCCGGUUCAGCAUCCGAAUAGUAGUCGACCGGAGAUGGCUGAAAGGGAGAGGGAUUUGGAGAGGGGAGAAGGUGCGGGUGUGAGGACGAGUGCGGGAAGUUCGUCGUCGCCGAGGAAGACGACGUCGAGGAGUUGA